GGGCUGUCGUCGUCUCGGAUAGGGGGGCCGCGGCGCUGGGGAGGGCGGCCGGGCCGGGCAGGGCAGCGCGGGGUCUGCCCACUUCGUUCCGAGUUUGCAGUGUUUUCCCGUGUGCUCGCGGGGAGGAGAAGUCUUUGAGCUGGAAUCCCUCAAAUAACCUUUAAAGAUGAAGGCAGCAGAUGAGCCUGCCUACCUGACAGUGGGAACUGAUGUCAGUGCCAAGUACCGUGGUGCCUUCUGUGAGGCAAAGAUUAAGACAGUGAAAAGGCUUGUGAAAGUCAAGGUGGUCCUGAAGGGGGAUAACUCAACUCAGUUAGUGCAAGAUGACCAAGUGAAAGGACCUCUAAGAGUUGGUGCAAUGGUUGAAACCAAAAUGCCUGAUGGAUCCUUUCAAGAAGCUGUUAUCAGCAAGUUGACAGAUGCUAGUUGGUAUACUGUAGUUUUUGAUGAUGGUGAUGAAAGGACCUUGAGACGAACUUCAUUAUGCUUGAAGGGAGAAAGGCACUUUGCAGAAAGUGAGACACUUGAUCAACUGCCGCUAACCAAUCCAGAGCACUUUGGAACUCCAGUUAUUGGGAAGAAAUCUAAUAGAGGAAGAAGAUCUUCUCUUCCUGUUACUGAAGAUGAAAAGGAAGAAGAAAGUAGUGAAGAAGAGGAUGAAGAUAAAAGGCGCCUCAAUGAUGAAUUGCUUGGGAAAGUUGUGAGUGUGACUUUUAAUUCUGAGAAGGCAGACUGGUAUCCAGCUUUGGUUGUGUCUCCCAGCUGUAAUGAUGACGUCACAGUGAAAAAGGACCAGUGUUUAGUUCGAUCCUUUGCAGAUUCAAAAUUUUACUCAGUAGCAAGAAAAGACAUUAAAGAACUAGAUGUUCAAAACUUACCAAAAUCUGAGUCCUCUCCUAAAAAAGGGCUACAGGAGGCAAGCAUGUUUCUCAACACAAAGGGUGUUCCUCGGAACUGGAAAAUGGACAUAAGUGAAAUUCUGGAGUCCUCUAGCAGUGAUGAGGAAGAUGGAGCUGCUGCAGAAACUGAUGAAGAGGAGGAAAAAAGAGAAGAGAAAACUGAAGAAGUAGUCCCUGAGGAAGAGCUUGAUCCUGAAGAGAGGGACAACUUCCUCCAACAGCUUUACAAGUUUAUGGAAGACAGAGGUACUCCUAUCAAUAAACCACCUGUUCUGGGCUAUAAGGACCUUAAUCUCUUCAAACUUUUUAGACUGGUGUAUCAGCAGGGUGGGUGUGACAAUAUUGAGAGUGGUGCUGUAUGGAAGCAAAUUUAUAUGGACCUUGGCAUUCCUAUUUUGAACUCGGCUGCUUCCUACAAUGUAAAAACUGCUUAUAGAAAGUAUCUUUAUGGUUUUGAAGAGUACUGCCGUUCUGCAAACAUUCAGUUUAGGACCAUCCAUCACAAUGAACCAAAAGUGGUAGAGGACAUACAGAAACACAUGGAACCAAUGGAGGAGGGUGUAAAAGAGGAACAAAAAAUGCCCCCAACAGAAGUUAAAAAAGAAGCAGAAGAAAAUUAUUCCAGCAGUGAAAGUGAAAAAGAAGAAAUAGAACUAAGAUCCCCAAGGGGGCGAAGACGACUUGCCCGUGAUGCAACCCCAGCUAAAAAAGAUAGUGAAGAGGAUAAAACACAAGACAAAUUAAAAGACAGUAACAAAGAAAACAAAGAUAUAGAGGAAACACCUGAGAAUGCAGAAAAGAAAGAAAAUGAAACUUCACUAGGGAGAAAAAGUAUACCAAAGCAAAAAGAGAAAAAAAUUAAAAAACAGGAGGAUUCUGAUAAAGAGUCAGACGAAGAGGAAGAGAGGCAGAGGGAGAGGGAGGAAACUGAGAACAAAGGAGAAUCAGAAGGUGAAGAGGAUGAGGAGGAUGCAGAACCCUGCCUGACUGGAACCAAAGUGAAAGUAAAAUAUGGACGUGGAAAGACUCAAAAAAUUUAUGAAGCCAGUAUUAAAAGCACAGAAAUUGAUGAUGGAGAAGUUUUAUAUUUAGUUCAUUACUAUGGUUGGAAUGUAAGAUACGAUGAAUGGGUGAAAGCUGAUCGGAUUAUCUGGCCUGUGGACAAAGGAGGACCAAAGAGAAAACAGAAGAAAAAAACAAAAGUAAUGGUUAUUUCAAAUAAAGAAGACAGUGAAAAGGAUGAGAAGAAGGAUGAGGAGAAACAAAAAUCAAAGCGUGGGCGACCCCCUCUGAAAUCUACUCUUCCAUCAAACACAUCUUGCAGUUUAUCCAAAACGCCUAAUAGUGAAGGUAAAUCAGGAGCCAGAAGUGCACGGAACAACUUGUCAGAUUCCUCACCAUUACCAAAUGGAACAGAAGCAACACCUCGCAGGCAGACGAGACGUAGCUCAGGAAUGUUUGAUUCUGAUAGAGGAUCAAACGACUCUGGCUCAUCUGACAGUGAAGCAGAUGAGUCAUCUGAAAAGAAUUUGAAUGAAGAAUUUUCUCCAGAGACUUCAGAACUGGAAAAAAGUGAAAAACUACAUGAUGAGAAGCUAGAUGAAGAAAACCCAAAGAUUCCUCAUGCCUUGAAAGAAAAUGACAGGAUGCAAGUACAGCCACUAGAAACACUGAAACUGGAAGUUGAAGAAAGUGAGCAAAUUGUUCAGAUCUUUGGAAACAAAACAGAACAAAUAGAAGAAAUCAAAAGAGAGGCUGAAAAAUCACCUAAAGGAAAAGGGAGAAGGAGCAAGUCAAAAGAUCCCUCUUCAGAGAAUGCAAAGAUUUCACCAGGAAGCCAAGAAGAGGUGGCAAAUGAAUCUCUUACAGAACCUGAAAGAUUAGACAUGUCUUCCUUGGACUGUAAAGAAAUUUCCAGCACUACUGAAAGUGAAACAGAACCUCCUACAAAAGAUAAGAAGCUUUUGAAAAGGAAAACUUUGGAACAAGCAUCACCUGAGAAGAGAAAUCGACGAGAGAGUGAGAUGGAAGUGCCAAAUAUUGUAUCUGAAGAGAGGACCAAUGAAUGUACUGGAGCAGAGGAAUGUAGAGGGCUGAAUGCUGAAGAGUCUCUCAGAACUGAAAAUGAGGAAAUGCCAUCCCUGGUGGCAGAGUCAGUUCAGCACGGUCAGGAGCUGAGGAAUGAGAACUUUGAACGUCCAUCUGAAGAAAAUGAGAAUGUUCCCUUAAAAGAUGAGGAUGAUGCAAUGCCUCAGAUUGGUCCUGAAACUUUGCUCUGCCAUGAAGUAGACUUGGAUGACUUGGAUGAAAAGGAGAAGAGCAGUAGUGAAGAUACAAUAUCAGAAAAGCCAGACCCUAAUGCUUCAAAUUCAAAUCCAUCUGCCUUACCCCCUGCCGUCCAGUCGAGCUUUUCAGUGGCCUCACCUCUUACUCUUAGUCAGGAUGAAUCACGCAGUAUCAAGAGUGAAAGUGACAUGACUAUUGAAGUCGACAGUGUGGCAGAAGAGUCGCAAGAAGGUCUCUGUGAAAGUGAGUCUGCUAAUGGAUUUGAAGCCAGUACUACAUCAAGCAGUUGUAGUAUAGCUGUGCAAGAAAGAGAGACUGGAGAGAAAGGUCAAAAAAGACCCAGUGAUAGCAAUAGUGGAACACUGGCAAAAAAACAAAAGCGUACUCCAAAGCGAACAAGUGCUGCAGCCAAAAAUGAAAAGAAUGGAACAGGACAAAGUAGUGACAGUGAAGACCUUCCUGUCCUGGACAGUUCAAGUAAAUGUACUCCUGUAAAACACAUAAAUGCAUCCAAACCACAGAAGAUUUCUCGAUCACCUGCAAGAGUGAUUUCACCUCACAUCAAAGAUGGAGAGAAGGAUAAACACCGAGAGAAACACCACCACCAGAAUGCUUCGCCUAGAGUAUACAAAUGGAGUUUUCAGCUCAAUGAACUAGACAAUAUGAGCAGCACUGAAAGGAUCUCCUUCUUACAAGAAAAACUACAGGAAAUACGAAAAUACUACAUGUCCUUGAAGUCAGAAGUAGCAACCAUUGACAGGAGAAGAAAACGAUUAAAAAAGAAAGACAGAGAAGUGUCACAUACAGGAGCAUCCAUGUCAUCUGCUUCAUCAGACACUGGAAUGAGUCCAUCAUCAUCUUCUCCUCCACAAAACGUGCUUGCUGUAGAAUGCAGGUGAUACACAUUUCUCUGCCUUGCCGGCAACUUGCUGCCAUGGACAUAAAUCCUGAAAUUCAACCACAGAAAGCACUCAACUGGUUUGACAUUGCCAAGUAUAUUCUGUACACACUUCCACUGCUGGACUGUACCUGUUCUCCCCUCCUACCUUCUUUCUUUUGUUUAAUUUACUGUUCAGAGAAAUUAAGCUCAUUGGUAACUGAAGGUUUGUAGGCACAAUGUGACAUGCUUGUCAUUGUGUUUGGUUUUGUUUCUUUGUUGGUUUUUUUUUUUUUUUUUUUUAUUAAUGCAGAGAAAGGGCACUUAUCAAAUUUGAAAAGUUAUGUCCAAUGAAGCAUUCAGCUGUUCUAGGGAGAUCUUAGAAAAGCAAGUGCACCAAGCAGACAUCAAGUUUUAUCAAAAAGAAUUGAGUAACUGCUGCACUUUCACUGAGCUGUACGUUAACUCUUGGUGAGUAGUUCCUCUUUGUGGAAGCACUUGCUAUACAGAACUGCCAAAGUAUGUGUUCAGCAAUGUGCCCAGUUUUAAAGGUGUAAAUGGGACAAAAUAAAUUGUGAAAGGAAGUGUAGUUGACUGAAAACUACAGUUGUAAUAAGUCUUCCACUUUUUAUAGGAUUUUUGAGCACACGAUUAUGCAAAUAUUUUAAUGUUUAUUAAUGUUUACAGUGGAAUUGUGAAUAGGUUUUCAGUGGACUAUCUUAUCCCUUGACAAAAAUAUUUUGUCUUUUUUCUAUGUAAUUUCAGAGUUUUUAUUUUGUUACAAAAAGACGAAAAAUGAAAUAUAUAACAACAGUGAAGUUAUUUAACAAGAUUUCUAAAGCUGAAAUUUUUGUGUAAAAUAAGGUAUCUUGCAACUUGUUAAAUAUAUUUAUUCAGACAUUGGAUGUUGUAUUUUUAUGUAUUUUUUAAAAUAUUAAUAAAAUUGGAAAAAAAAUUGUAGGUUAGUUCACUCUUUCGAUAAAACAUAGUUAUCAGUUAUGGCUCUUAAGGAGGUUUUAUCCAGUAGCUGUGCCUGUAUUUCACAUGGGUCUGUCUACGUAUCCUCCACAACAUAGGUCUGUAAGCGGGCAUCUGGAUUAAACUAUGACUUUAUUUGGAAACUUUGGCAGUCCUAGUACUUACAUUGUUUUGAGGAACAAAAUUUAUUGGGUUGCCCUUAAGAUACUUUGUCACAAGUUCUUAUGUUUGCUGUACUGCCGAAUGAAUUUAUAUCUCCCAAAGUUGAGAUGCAACAAUAAAGUAAAGCAACUGUGUAUGCUUUGUCUGUGGAUUGUCCCACAGACAGAUACAGUUUGUAAAUAACUCUUCCAAAACCAUGUAUUUAAAACAGUUUGCAUAUACAUUAUGUAUAAAAGUGAUUUUUUUAUCAAUUUUUUUAUUCAUGUUUGUACAUUGAAAGGGGUUCUUAACCCCUUUUUCUGUGUUUAAUAUGCUGUAGAGUAAUAACAUAGAUGCUCUAGACUGUAUAUCAGGAUAUUCUGGUUCACACGGCAGAAAGUCAGAACGAAACACUAGUGAUGGCGUAGCAUUACUAAAAUUGAUGUUUCUUGAAAUUUCAUUUUACAACAUUUGUCACCUUGUGAUUCCAAUUCCUUCCAUUUUCGCAGAAAAUUAAAGAAAAAGUACUCUUGUAAAUGCACUUUUUCUGUCUUUUCUUAAGCAAAGCAGAACUAUUUCAAUGUAAGAAAAAUAUGGAGCUCACUAGACAGCAUUAAUAAAGGCCAUGUUUUAAACAUAGGCUUUAUAUUCUAUUUUUAUUUAAGUGAUUGUUCUUGUAAAUGUCUGGACUUACCUAAAUAGGAAAAUUAAUCUCCAUAAAUUGUUGUAUAGACUUUUUUCAGAGCUAACUUCUACUGUUAAUCUUACAAUAGCUAUGAAUAAAAAGCAAUACUCAUUUAAAAGGAAAUAACAUGGGUCACAUUUUCUCAGAUUAUCUUCCAUGUUUAGUAUUUGAAGAAGUAAGUUUUAAAUUCAGUGAAAUAAUAGGAUUAAUUGUAUCUUAUGCAGAUAUCUAACCUCUGUCUAUAAGCUGUGUGAAACCUUAAACAGGCAUAUACACACACUCGGCGUGCACAGAUGAUGGAUGAGCUCCUAACCGUCUGUAUUUUGGCAUAGGCGUUCACAGUGCGUACACUCACUGCUUCUCCUUAUCUCUUAGGAAUGUUUAAAAUACUGCAUGGGAGACUGAAGGUAUGGUUCCAUGAAAUGUGGAAACCCGUUCUAACAGACGGUUGCUCCUUGACACAGAGAACUCACUGCCUUACUUCCUCUUUCCACCUGCUUACCUUGCGCGAGUCCUCAUCAGAGAGACAGACAGACUCACACCCACCCACAGCCCCCAGUAACAACUAACAUCACUAUUCUGGCCGAGCACUAAACCUGCAAGAAAAGGUGGACUUUCUGCCAGGCCACUGGCAAAGCCUCUAGCAUGUUACUCAUUUCCUAGUUUUAUCUUUCUGGCAAGAAGCGUAUCAGUUAGCCAGAUUAUUUGGUAGAUGUUUAAAGUAGUUUCUUAUGACAUUUAAAAAUACCACAGGGAAAAGAAGAUUAACUAUAUAAUGUGGGAUUGCCCUGUACUAAAGGUGAACUCAACAAGAAACCCUAACAGGUCUUUUAUUUCUAACUUUACUAGAAUGCCCUUAUUUCUCCUUUGUUGACAUAAAAUAAAUUCCAAAGUGUCUUCCACUGCCUUAAAUGAAAGUUUAUGCUGUUGAGGACACAGUAAUUAUGAUUAAACUGAAUUGGGAUUUUUUUUAGUAAGAGAUUAGGUAUGUUUGCAAGAGCAAUCAAUAAUAAAGCACCCUCUUGGCAAGCUUCACAGGGUUCUCCUGCCUUCUGAUCUUUGAGUUUUUCUCAAUGAUACAUGUUAUUUCAAGCCUAGUUAGGAAGUAAAAAAGAUACAGUUAAGAUUAGGGGAUCAAACACUGUUAGAACUGUUAAAAAGAACAGGGCUGUAAGAAUUUGGAUUCUCCCCCCAACUCCUGCAACUGACAGAACUGGCAGAUUUCUGGCAGAUUUAUUAUUUUUGUAUUAGCAUAUAUCUGAAUGUUGGAAAAAAUUUGGAACAUUUGCAUGCGAGGACAUAAGGUAAGAAAAGGUUCAUUUCCCUACUUGUUUUAGUUCUUACUUUCUUUCCAUAAAGUAUACCAGCUACAUGUAUACUAAUGAGCUUUUAUUUUCUCUGUAAUGUCUAAGUUUAGCAACACCCAGUUAAAUCUCCACUUGUUUCUGGCUCCUCGAUCAGAUUGCUUGUGUUUGAGAAACCUUCUCUUGCUUAAUCAGUUUGAACAGAUGAGGCAGGAGAAGCAAAGAUGUCGGAACAAUAAUAAGCCAUUAUUUCAACAGAGGUUAUUUCUGUAAAUCUGUUUAAUCAGUAGUGAAAGAAAAGCGUAACAAGGGCAAGUGAAAGUGUGUAUCUUCAUGAAGCAUAAUGUAUCUGACCUUCACGGGGAGCAGCAAAGACCUUUAAUUUGAAGGACAGCAGUAGAAGAGAACAAGUGAUUAAAUCACUUCUUCGCUGUUUGUGGUAUUUGCACAAGUUCCACUUGAAUCGAAUUUUUUUUUAAAGGUGCAGUGUUAGAAUGAUCCAGGCAGAAAUUUUUAAAAUGGAUACAUAUUCUUAUUUUAUGUGUAGGGAGCCACAUAGUAACAGCUACCAAAAUUACACAGGAUGGCUUUGAUGGGGAGCUGGAAAGAGAAUCUGAAUCUUAGGAUUGUCAAUGCCUGUGUCUCAGUCAGACUAUCCACUCUUGAGAGAGCAUUCUCUCUCCGGAUAGGUUUGUCAGUCAGAUGGAAUUUCACAUUACAAAAAUGAAUAUUCUUAUAAAAUGUUCUUCUUUUCCCCAUUAAAAAUAUUCUUGGAAGCUGAGGCAGCCAAAUGGGUUUUCUGGGCAGCAUUUACUGGAAUUCUUUUAUAGCAGUAAGUCUUAAGAAAUGCUGCUUUAAGAAAAGAACAUGUUUGGUUUGAUUGCUUGAAACAAAUCUGACAGAUUAGCUGGAAGACAGAUUUACCAGCUGAAACAAAAGGUGAAUGUGUUAACAAAAGUAUGUCGAGCCAUUUACUUCACUGUGCCCUUGUGUUUCGCAGAUAUUGUGCAGUAAAAUCUUGAUUAUUUUUACUUCUCUGUACUUGGGAUUUUAUAAUUUGCUACAAUGUGCAGGAUAAAGACUCUCUCUGGAGAUGUAAGGAACAUAAUAAAGCAGUGGAACCAAUGGGGAUAUUGCCAGAGACAGACUCACUAUAAUUCCAAGGCUUAGGAAAAAGUUUAUAAUUUCCUUACACUAUUUAUCAAGCUAUUGCCCUCAAAUUGAGAAAAUCUGUCACUCUACCAUAUUAUCUUCCACCAAAUAGGAUGAUUUUUUAAGAGGUCUCAGGGGAGUGUAAAAUUAUUCACCUUUACUAGUUACCACUAAGUAUCUGGUAUUUAUUGGGGGUUUUUGUUUAUUUGUUUUGGAAAUCUGAGAGUUCCCCAAAUUCUACAAGCAUUUAUUCAUCUUGUCCAUUGCUUUGGAGGAAUAUGUAAAUUCAGUUUUUUGUGUUACAAUGUUAUUGGUCUGGAUAUGUGCAGUUGAGUGGUGGAUUUUGUGAUUAGUCACAGCCCAAUGACAAAUACUUGCUGCAUUGUCAUUUAAAGAAAGCUGAAAAGAUAAGGCAAUCUUAAUUGUGAAAGCAGACUUUUUUUCACCCUUUCUAAGAAUAGGGCUUUCUGGCUUUCUCUUUGUUUUGAAUUAUCUCAGCCCUAUUUAUGUUGCUAUUCCUGCUCCUUCCCAUUUUCAGAGAAAUCCUACUUUGUGUUUCAGAGCAGGGCUGUGCUGGUUCUGCUUCAGGUCUGCAACUACCUGCUAUUUAUAUUAGUUAGUACCCUGAGGCUGUUGCUUAUCCUAUACCAAUAGUUUUCAAACGUGUAAAAGUGUCUGUCUUUGUUUUAUGACACUUAGCUUUAACUCACCAGUACAGCUCACUCAUUAUGAAAAAAACAUGGAAGCAUCGCGACGCUUAUUUUCUCUAUGUUGCGUAGCUAGCCAGCAAAGAAAAUCAGCAAAAGAGCUCCAUUACAGCUGUGAAAACCUGCAGGUUGUUUAUCAGUAGCGUGUUUGCUUAACUCCCACUCUGAGCCUUGUGGGUGAGGGACACAGAUGUUACUGGUGCUGUCUCUCUUUCCCUGCUCUUCAGCGUAACCCAACAACAUUUCUAUUUCAGCCCUGUCAGUGUCUUCAGCUAUUUCUAAACUACUCCUCCUCUAAUCCCUCAUCUGGGUACAGCUUGACCUAAUUUGCCAUGAUCCUGCCAGCUAUGCCAGUUACGUAAGGAGGGGUAAGAUGCAGAAUUUGUAUGAAAUACUUUGUUAUAUUGCCCAAGGGUGGGUUUGGGUGGUUUGGUGUUUUUUUUCAACAAGCCACUUAAUGUGUAUGCGCAGCUUCAAACCAUCUCUCUUGAUGCUCAUUCAUUUUCUGAAAAUUACCUCCUUUAGGAAUGGGAAAGGUUUAAAGCUAUUUAAAAAGGGAAAAAAACCCCAAACCCAAACCCUUGAUUCCUUCUGCUUCCCACCCUGCGAGCAGCUACUGUGUGCCACCCCAGCAGCUUCUCCGUGGAGUACUGCUUUCUAUGGUCAAGUCCACGGCUGCCUGGAUUAGGUCGGGUCUCUUACAAGUGCUGCUUUCGACACCCUUCGUUCUUUUUCCUCUUUCAUCUCAGUUUACAGCCCUGUCACGGGGGUGGCUCCAGCUCCGCUGCCUUCCCGCCGCCGGACCCCGGAGCCCAGCAGCGCCUCUCCCGCCAUGGCCGCAGCAUUUCGCUCCCCUCUUCGAGACGUCCUCCCUACGUGCCCUGAAGGCAAUAUAAACCUGUAAGAAACCUGUGCGCCUUUUUCCUUUCCUCCACACACGCUGACCGCAGGACCCUCCCUCCCCCGCCCCGGCACAGGCAGC
Messenger RNA from Haliaeetus leucocephalus (bald eagle), 10011 nucleotides. RefSeq names its product AT rich interactive domain 4A (RBP1-like) (gene ARID4A). The coding region runs from base 167 to 4084 and encodes 1305 amino acids. The record is from RefSeq and is a predicted model, not a curated record. Lineage: Eukaryota; Metazoa; Chordata; Aves; Accipitriformes; Accipitridae. Gene Ontology annotation, cellular component: nucleus. Gene Ontology annotation, biological process: regulation of transcription by RNA polymerase II. Gene Ontology annotation, molecular function: transcription cis-regulatory region binding. The transcript has 25 exons.